AUGAUAGAUGGAAAAAGCUAUGGAAGGGUAGAAAAAGGUGGAAAUGAAGAAGAAGAAGCUGAGAGAUUUAAGAAAGUUUUGAAAGAUUUUAUGUCAAUAGGGUUUGUGUUAUGGGAUGCAUUUCCAAUACCUUUGUUUAAGUGGAUUGAUUUUCAAGGGCAUGUUAAGUUUAUGAAAAGGACAUUUACGGAUAUUGAUUGUGUUUUACAAAGUUGGUUGGAUGAACAUGUGAAGAAGAGAGAAAGUGUUGAUUUUGUUAAUGGAAAUGAAGAAGAUUUUAUUGAUUUUAUGCUUUCUAUGAUGAGUAAUGAAGAUUUUGUUGAUGGUUAUAGUAGAGAAACCACCAUUGAAGCUACUGCUCUGUAUCGACUCUCCAAAAACGUUGUCGCACCAAGGUCAGAUCCUUGA
Messenger RNA from Capsicum annuum, 408 nucleotides. Its product is annotated as cytochrome P450 CYP82D47-like. The record is from RefSeq and is a predicted model, not a curated record. Gene Ontology annotation, biological process: defense response to other organism. Bases 1 to 408 code for a protein of 135 amino acids. The transcript has 2 exons. Gene Ontology annotation, molecular function: oxidoreductase activity, acting on paired donors, with incorporation or reduction of molecular oxygen; monooxygenase activity; iron ion binding. NCBI's taxonomy places the organism in Eukaryota, Viridiplantae, Streptophyta, Magnoliopsida, Solanales, Solanaceae.